AUGUACAACGUUAACACAUCGAUAGAAUACGCCGCUGCCUUCUUUUUGUUGGCAGACAAACUGAAGGAUGCCGUCAAUGUCAUCCUUAAAAACGUCAAAGACUUUCAUCUCGCCAUCGCCAUCUGUCGUGUGUAUGAAGGAGAUCAUAGUCCUCUGUUACGAGACAUCCUAGAGAAUUCCGUGAUCCCCAUGGCGAUAGAAAACAACGAUCGCUGGCUGGUCAGUAUGGCUUACUGGUUGCUAAACAGACACAAGGAUGCAGUGCGUGCCAUGGUAGUGCCAUUGACCCAGUUCACUGACAAGGACAUGGAUACAACAGGCGCAGAUUCGGCAGCAGUAGUGCAUGAUCCUAAUGCCUUUAUUCUGUACCACCAUCUGAAAAAGAAUCUGACUCAUAACCAAGCAACUCCCUACAAAUUGAAGGCAAUGAGAGUAUCAUUUGGUUCAGUUCUUACCCGUGAUGGCAACGCAGGACUACAAAUAAGAUUACAUUUAGUAGAUGCUGCUUGA
This is a messenger RNA of Mucor velutinosus, 510 nucleotides long. RefSeq lists its product as uncharacterized. Gene Ontology annotation, cellular component: RAVE complex. Lineage: Eukaryota; Fungi; Mucoromycota; Mucoromycetes; Mucorales; Mucoraceae. The record is from RefSeq and is a predicted model, not a curated record. Gene Ontology annotation, biological process: vacuolar acidification. The coding region runs from base 1 to 510 and encodes 169 amino acids. The transcript has a single exon.